AUGAAUAAUUAUCGAUUUUUGAUGCGCGCCAAACAUGUAGAAACAAUUUUCGCGGGUAAAACGGGGUAGAUAAGAACCCUAUAAAAUUGAAGCCUACUCAGCAAUCGGUGGUGUAAUUACACCGAACAUUUUGUGUAGGUUCACGGGAGGAAAGGGGGAAGGAGCGUAUGCUUCCCACAUAAAUACACCUUAUCAUCCAUGCAUUUACACUUAUAUUCUGGUGGGUUCCAUUUUUUAAAGAGAAAAAUACUGUUUCAGAAAUUAUUUCGACGAGAAUUAAUUAUAUUUUUCCAGCUUUUACGACGAGAUUAUCGAAGAUGCGUGAAAUUAUUGAUGGAAUGUAAUGAACAAGUUGCUAUGCAUGCAAAUAUCACCGAGAGAAUUCUUCAUAAUUUCACAAUUGCAAAGCUUUUACGAUUGGCUAGAAAAGGUAAGAUUUUUGAGAAAAGCAAUUUAUCGUGUAAAUUAUGUCUCAAAAUCGAUAUGAUAUUAGAAAGUUCCAAAAUUUGGCUAAAGAUCGGCUUGAAAAUUUAGAUUUUUUUUUAGAAUUUCAGCUACAAAUUGAAAUUUUCAACAAUGACAUGUUGAACGACAAAUUCAACGGCUUCAAAAUAAGCCUAAACAUGAUUUUUUAAUUUCAAAUUUUGUCUUGGGGCUCAAAUUCACAAUUUUGAAAUUUCAGAUGCAGAAAUUUUUCUAUUUUUUUCACUUGAAAAUUCUUUCAAAAUGCUGUUUUUUUUCCAGAUCCUAAACCUUUCCUUGCAAAAGCACGUGAAGAUGCAAUUGCUUGUGAAUGGAAAACUAUGCAGAAAUUGAUUCUUGCCGAAAGCGCAACCUAUUUCGAUUCUGUCGAUAAUUUGGAAAGCCGCGAUAAAGUUUUUGACUUAUUCAGUGAUCUCGAACUCGAAACAUCUCAAACAAUUCCAUGGAUGCUCAUUUAA
Molecule: messenger RNA, 941 nt
Organism: Caenorhabditis angaria
Lineage: Eukaryota; Metazoa; Nematoda; Chromadorea; Rhabditida; Rhabditidae
Source: the annotation of a GenBank genome assembly